Vitis riparia (riverbank grape) is the source of this 1559-nucleotide messenger RNA. Its product is annotated as protochlorophyllide reductase, chloroplastic. The transcript is spliced from 5 exons. NCBI's taxonomy places the organism in Eukaryota, Viridiplantae, Streptophyta, Magnoliopsida, Vitales, Vitaceae. Bases 81 to 1280 code for a protein of 399 amino acids. Gene Ontology annotation, molecular function: protochlorophyllide reductase activity. The record is from RefSeq and is a predicted model, not a curated record.
ACCAAUUCAUUCAAUAUUCCUUCAAAAGCUCCUCAUUAGAGCAGUACAAAAGCUCCAACUAGGACAGACAAUUAAGUGUCAUGGCUCUCCAAGCAGCCUCAUUACUUCCCUCGGCUGUCUCCAUCCACAAAGAGGGCAAGUCCAAUGCUUCUCUAAAGGAGACGGGUUUCUUUGGAGUUUCAGUAUCAGACCAUCUUAAGGCUGAAUUAAGCCUUGGUUUGUCAAAGAACAAGGAACUCAAAAGAAGGAAACUACCUGUUGGAGUUAUUAGAGCCCAAACAGCUACAACUCCAGCAAUCAGCCAGGCCUCACCAGAAGGGAAGAAAACUUUGAGAAAGGGCAAUGUAAUUAUCACAGGAGCUUCCUCUGGGUUGGGUUUAGCCACAGCCAAGGCUCUAGCUGAAACAGAGAAAUGGCACAUUAUUAUGGCAUGCAGGAAUUUCCUAAAGGCUGAUAGGGCUGCUAAAUCAGCAGGCAUUGCUAAGGAAAACUACACUGUUAUGCAUCUUGAUCUUGCCUCUCUUGAAAGUGUCCGACAAUUUGCAGACAAUUUUCGACGUUCGGGUAGGCCACUUGAUGUCCUGGUUUGUAAUGCUGCUGUCUACUUGCCCACUGCUAAGGAGCCAACAUUCACUGCUGAAGGGUUUGAACUUAGUGUUGGAACUAACCAUCUUGGACACUUCCUUCUCUCAAGAUUGCUGCUUGGUGACCUGAAGCAAUCAGAUUACCCAUCAAAGCGGCUCAUCAUUGUUGGCUCCAUUACAGGAAACACAAACACCUUGGCUGGAAAUGUGCCCCCAAAGGCUAACCUGGGGGAUCUAAGGGGACUUGCUGGAGGAUUGAACGGGUUAAACGGCUCACCCAUGAUAGAUGGUGGUGAGUUUGAUGGUGCCAAGGCCUACAAAGACAGCAAAGUUUGCAACAUGCUCACCAUGCAAGAGUUCCACAGACGCUACCAUGAGGAGACAGGGAUAACCUUUGCUUCCCUCUACCCUGGUUGCAUUGCUACAACAGGCUUGUUCAGGGAGCACAUUCCCUUGUUCAGGCUUCUCUUCCCACCUUUUCAGAAGUAUAUUACCAAAGGAUAUGUUUCAGAAGAGGAAGCUGGGAAAAGACUUGCACAGGUUGUUACCGAUCCAAGCCUGACAAAGUCAGGUGUUUACUGGAGCUGGAACAAGAACUCCGCCUCAUUUCAAAACCAGCUGUCACAAGAAGCCAGUGAUGGAGAGAAGGCACGUAAGGUAUGGGAAAUCAGUGAGAAGCUUGUUGGAUUGGCUUAAUGGAGGAUCCUGAGACAGCUGUUGCUCAUUGAUGAAUCUCUCUCAUUGGGACACCAUGUCACACUCUAGCAUAGAGAAAAAGAGAAUUAUGGGGACCAGGAGAACUUUAACAUGAGAUCCUUACUUCAAGAUGUGGUUUGAACCUGGAACAAUAAUCCUCCAUUCAAUUUUCACUAGGGUAUGUUUUCUUAGAUACAACUUAAGAUGGUUCUCAUAUCAGGAAAUAGAGAUCUGCUUGCAAAAGUAACUGCAUCUUUAAUUGAAAUAAUUUUCUUUUGA